CACGCGCGCGCGCCAUCUUGGCUUCCGACCCUGAGCGAGGCGGCUACGGCGGGGGUCGCAGCAAGAUGGAGCACUACCGGAAGGCCGGCUCUGUGGAGCUUCCCGCCCCUUCUCCGAUACCUCAACUACCUCCGGAUACCCUGGAAAUGCGGGUCCGAGAUGGCAGCAAAAUCCGCAACCUGCUGGGGUUGGCGCUUGGGCGCUUGGAGGGCGGCGGCGCCAGGCACGUGGUGUUCUCCGGCUCCGGCCGGGCAGCCGGCAAGGCGGUCAGCUGUGCUGAGAUUGUGAAGCGCCGGGUCCCAGGCCUGCACCAGCUCACCAAGCUGCGUUUCCUGCUGACUGAGGACAGCUGGGUCCCCACCUCCCCUGACACAGGCCUCGACCCACUCACCGUGCGCCGCCACGUGCCUGCAGUGUGGGUGCUACUCAGCCGGGAUCCCCUGGACCCUAAUGAGUGUGGCUACCAGCCUCCAGGGGCACCUCCUGGUCUGGGCUCCUUACCCAGCUCCAACUGUGGCCCUCGACCCCGAAGAAGAGCUCGGGACAUGCGGCCCUGAACGUCUCCUGAGAGGGAUUGUUCUCUAGCCCCGGAAAGGCUGGGAUGGGAUGGCCGUGCCUUCUCUGAGAAGCCCCUGGGACUGCCCAGCGUUCCCGCCAAGGCUGUGGUGGCUGCCAAUUCUGCUGACAUGCAGGAAGGGACUACUAGAAAAGGGACACCUUGGCUUCAGGAUUGUUCUGCUGCUAGCUUUGUAACAGAGGUCCAAGGAGGAAGUUAGGAAAUAAAGGUUCUGCCCAGUUG
Molecule: messenger RNA, 799 nt
Organism: Ochotona curzoniae (black-lipped pika)
Lineage: Eukaryota; Metazoa; Chordata; Mammalia; Lagomorpha; Ochotonidae
Gene: RPP25L
Product: ribonuclease P/MRP subunit p25 like
Exons: 2
Coding region: 66-557 (163 amino acids)
Biological process (GO): tRNA 5'-leader removal
Cellular component (GO): ribonuclease MRP complex
Molecular function (GO): RNA binding
Source: RefSeq, a predicted model, not a curated record